Molecule: messenger RNA, 547 nt
Organism: Chanos chanos (milkfish)
Lineage: Eukaryota; Metazoa; Chordata; Actinopteri; Gonorynchiformes; Chanidae
Gene: sumo1
Product: small ubiquitin like modifier 1
Exons: 5
Coding region: 84-386 (100 amino acids)
Molecular function (GO): protein binding
Source: RefSeq, a predicted model, not a curated record
GGCUGGGAUAUCCUACAUUCUACAUUACAAUUAGUUUGUAAAUUAAAUUUCAUCUGAGAAAAGGUUGUCCAGUGUGGAGUAUCAUGUCAGAUACGGAGACCAAACCUUCAAGUGAUGGAGGAGAGAAGAAGGAUGGGGAGUAUAUCAAACUGAAAGUAAUUGGCCAGGACAACAGUGAAAUUCACUUCAAAGUGAAAAUGACGACGCAUCUAAAGAAGCUGAAGGAAUCCUACAGUCAGAGACAGGGUGUCCCCAUGAAUUCUCUAAGGUUUCUGUUUGAAGGACAGAGAAUUGCAGACAACCAAACUCCCAAAGAGCUGGGAAUGGAAGAUGAGGACGUCAUUGAAGUGUACCAGGAACAGACUGGCGGCUGUUGGAACGACUAGACCUCUAUUUUUUUCUCUCUUAUUUUUAUUUUAAUUUUGUAUGUAUGAUUUUUUUUUUCCCUCUUCAGUUUCCUUUUGUGUUCCUAUCAGAAGGAAAUGGGAAAACCAUCUGGAUCAAAACGACACAACGCUCCACGACUGCCGCUGGGAGCGAGGGGGGG